UUGAUUUUGUUAUUUAACCAACUCGAGUUUUCCCCAAAACAUAAGAAACAAUGCAAAAUUGUAUGAAACUAGUGCCAUUCGCACUCAAGUGCCCACAGAGAGCCAUCUGCACGUCUGCUGUCUUGGAUGGCAAGCGGAACUUUCGCAAGUUUAACGUGCACGGCAAGCGAGGCACUCGAGUGGUUAAGGAGGCCCAGAAGACGAUGGCCAAUCCGCCGGUGGCCAUUGAUAAGCGGGGCGUGCGCGACACAGGCAUUAUGGUUGAUGGAAAAUUUGUGGAGAUACCCGAGAAGAUUCCCGACAUUAUUGUGCCCGAUCUAACAGACUGCAAACUGAAGCCGUAUGUGUCCUACAAAGCACCGGACGUGGUGCAGUCUGAGUUCACCAGCCUGGACUUGUUCAACGCCGUCUAUUCGAAAAAGAUUAUUGAAGAUUUCAAGGCGGGCAGCCUCCAGGCAGAUGGCAGUGCCAAGGAACCGUCGGAUAACGAGCAACUUACUUCAUCGGAGGCAUUGCUGCGUGCGCGACGAACAGGCAGCGAUAUAUUCUAAGCAUAAGUUUUAUGAUUCUUAAAUACAGAUUGUAAAUUCUACUAUUCUA
Drosophila guanche is the source of this 600-nucleotide messenger RNA. RefSeq names its product 39S ribosomal protein L41, mitochondrial (gene mRpL41). Gene Ontology annotation, biological process: translation. Gene Ontology annotation, cellular component: mitochondrial large ribosomal subunit. The record is from RefSeq and is a predicted model, not a curated record. Gene Ontology annotation, molecular function: structural constituent of ribosome. Bases 51 to 551 code for a protein of 166 amino acids. Lineage: Eukaryota; Metazoa; Arthropoda; Insecta; Diptera; Drosophilidae. The transcript has a single exon.